CAACACAACCUUCUUUUUCCACGAACGGCUUUGGUUUCUUCGUCUUGAGUAGGAAUCAUCUUCGACAUAGUAUCGCGCCUCAUCCCGGCGUACUCAACAAACAAUACCUAAUCCUCCUCCCGCUCUUGAUCUUGAAGAUCGACAGCUUGCAUCAUGAGCGCCGAACCGGACCAUGUCGAGCACAAGAAGAAGGUGAACUUGAACGAUGCUUCAGGUGCCGAGCACAAGGCACAAGAUGACACGGCGACAGCCAUCCUGAAGAAGAAGAAGAAGCCUAAUUCUUUGAUGGUCACUGAUGCCGUUAACGAUGAUAACUCCGUCAUUGCGCUCUCCAACAAUACCAUGGAGACGUUACAACUUUUCCGUGGCGAUACUGUCUUGGUAAAGGGCAAGAAGCGCAAGGAUACUGUUCUUAUUGUCCUGGCGGAUGAUGAAUUGGAUGAUGGGAGUGCACGCAUGAAUCGUGUUGUUAGACAUAACCUGCGCGUCAAGCACGGUGAUAUCGUCACUGUUCACCCGUGCCCAGACAUCAAAUAUGCCAAGCGCAUUGCAGUUCUCCCCAUUGCCGAUACCGUCGAGGGCCUUACUGGCUCACUUUUCGAUGUCUUCCUCGCCCCAUACUUCCGCGAAGCUUACCGACCGGUCCGACAAGGCGAUCUCUUCACAGUUCGUGGUGGUAUGAGACAAGUGGAGUUCAAGGUUGUGGAAGUCGAUCCUCCGGAGUACGGAAUUGUAGCCCAAGAUACUGUCAUCCACUGCGAAGGAGAGCCCAUCCAACGUGAGGAUGAGGAGGGCAACCUGAACGAAGUUGGGUACGACGAUAUUGGAGGUUGCAGAAAGCAGAUGGCCCAAAUCCGUGAAAUGGUUGAACUGCCACUUCGUCACCCCCAGCUUUUCAAGUCCAUCGGUAUCAAGCCUCCCCGUGGUGUUCUCAUGUUUGGUCCUCCUGGUACGGGUAAGACCCUCAUGGCUCGAGCUGUAGCCAACGAGACCGGUGCAUUCUUCUUCCUGAUCAACGGUCCCGAGAUCAUGUCCAAGAUGGCUGGUGAGUCUGAGUCGAAUCUCCGAAAGGCAUUUGAAGAGGCCGAAAAGAACUCCCCCGCCAUUAUCUUCAUCGACGAGAUCGAUUCGAUUGCCCCAAAGCGAGACAAGACCAACGGAGAAGUCGAGCGUCGUGUCGUUUCCCAGUUGCUCACUUUGAUGGAUGGUAUGAAGGCCCGAUCCAACGUUGUGGUUAUGGCUGCAACCAACAGACCUAACUCCAUCGAUCCCGCUCUCCGUCGUUUUGGUCGUUUCGAUCGUGAGGUUGAUAUUGGUAUUCCUGACCCAACUGGCCGUCUCGAAAUCCUGCAAAUUCACACCAAGAACAUGAAGUUGGGUGACGAUGUUGAUCUCGAGCAAAUCGCCUCCGAGACCCACGGUUAUGUUGGUUCUGAUAUUGCCUCCCUCUGCUCAGAAGCUGCUAUGCAGCAAAUUCGUGAGAAGAUGGAUCUUAUUGAUCUCGAUGAGGACACCAUCGACGCUGAGGUUCUUGACUCUUUGGGAGUUACGAUGGAGAAUUUCAGAUUUGCUCUCGGUGUUUCCAACCCAUCUGCUCUUCGCGAGGUCGCAGUUGUGGAGGUUCCCAACGUCCGCUGGGACGAUAUUGGAGGUCUCGAGGACGUCAAGCGCGAGCUUAUCGAGAGCGUUCAGUACCCCGUCGAUCACCCCGAAAAAUUCCUCAAGUUUGGUCUUUCUCCAUCUCGUGGUGUCCUCUUCUAUGGCCCACCGGGUACCGGUAAGACACUACUUGCCAAGGCCGUUGCCAACGAAUGUUCUGCAAACUUCAUUUCGGUCAAGGGUCCUGAGUUGCUGAGCAUGUGGUUUGGUGAGUCUGAGAGUAACAUUCGUGAUAUUUUCGACAAGGCCAGAGCUGCUGCCCCUUGCGUUGUCUUCUUGGAUGAGUUGGACUCUAUCGCCAAGUCACGUGGUGGAUCCGUCGGUGAUGCUGGUGGAGCUUCUGACCGUGUCGUCAAUCAACUUUUGACUGAAAUGGACGGUAUGACCUCGAAGAAGAACGUCUUCGUCAUCGGUGCCACCAAUAGACCUGAGCAACUUGACAAUGCUCUUUGCAGACCAGGUCGUCUUGACACUCUCGUCUACGUUCCUCUGCCCAACGAGUCAUCUCGCGCUGGUAUUCUUAAGGCUCAACUUAGAAAGACUCCAGUUGCACCGGAUGUCGACCUUGCAUAUAUCGCCUCUCGCACACAUGGUUUCUCUGGUGCCGAUUUGGGAUUCAUCACUCAGCGUGCUGUCAAGCUUGCUAUCAAGGAGGCCAUCUCUUUGGAUAUUGAGCGUCGCAAGGCUCGCGAGGAGGCUGGUGAGGAUGUUGAUAUGGAAGAUGAUGACGCUGAGGACCCAGUUCCCCAAUUGACAAAGGCUCACUUUGAGGAGGCCAUGUCUUCGGCUCGACGAUCUGUUUCCGACGUUGAAAUCCGCCGAUAUGAAGCUUUUGCUCAAAGCAUGAAGCAAGCCGGACCAGGUGCUUUCUUUAAGUUCCCUGAGGCUGGUGAGGCUGCUGCGAAUGCUGAUAGCGGUGCUGGUGGAUUUGGAGAGGCGGGUAAUGAUGACAGUCUCUACGACUAAAAAGUCACAUAUCACCAUGUAUUUUACGUUUCCUAUUCACGCAUGCAUGGAAAUGGUUGG
Molecule: messenger RNA, 2685 nt
Organism: Mollisia scopiformis
Lineage: Eukaryota; Fungi; Ascomycota; Leotiomycetes; Helotiales; Mollisiaceae
Product: AAA ATPase
Exons: 6
Coding region: 154-2625 (823 amino acids)
Biological process (GO): retrograde protein transport, ER to cytosol; autophagosome maturation; mitotic spindle disassembly
Cellular component (GO): nucleus; cytosol; VCP-NPL4-UFD1 AAA ATPase complex
Molecular function (GO): polyubiquitin modification-dependent protein binding; ATP hydrolysis activity; ATP binding
Source: RefSeq, a predicted model, not a curated record